Molecule: messenger RNA, 1412 nt
Organism: Nezara viridula (southern green stink bug)
Lineage: Eukaryota; Metazoa; Arthropoda; Insecta; Hemiptera; Pentatomidae
Source: the annotation of a GenBank genome assembly
UAUACUAACUUAAAUAUGUUCUUUUCCAGAACAAAUUGAAGUCUUUAGCUAUUGUAUGCACUGGAAGUGCUUUUGCUUAUUCUGGCCUUUGCAUUUAUCAGCAUAAUGAGAAAUUUUAUGAAAAUGUUCUUUUACCAGCAGUACAUACUCUAGAUCCAGAAUUUUCGCACAAACUAGCUGUUAAAGUUAACAAAUAUGGCCUUCUUCCUCGAUCAAAAUAUGUCGACCAACCAGUACUCAACAGUAAAGUAUGGAAUCUUGAGUUCAACAAUCCUAUUGGCAUGGCUGCUGGUUUCGACAAAGAUGCAGAAGCUGUAGAAGGUCUAUUGAAAAUUGGAUUUGGUUUUGUCGAAGUUGGCUCUGUGACACCCCUUCCGCAAGCAGGCAAUGAGCGUCCUAGGGUUUUUCGGCUUCAAUCAAAUAAAGCUAUAAUUAAUAGAUAUGGUUUCAACAGCGAGGGACAUGAUGCUGUUUUGUCUCGUGUAAAAACUACUAGGAAGGAGGGUGGUGUGGUAGGAGUCAACCUUGGUAAGAAUAAAGAAUCAAAAGAUGCGGUCGGUGACUAUGCAAAGGGGAUUGAGCUGUUUUCUCCUUAUGCUGAUUAUUUAGUUAUUAAUAUUUCCAGCCCGAAUACUCCAGGAUUACGAGAUUGGCAACGUAAGGAACAGCUCGAAGUACUGUUAACAAAACUAAAGAAGGUUAGGGAUACGCAACCUGUUCGACCUCCUCUGCUACUCAAGUUGGCUCCAGAUCUCACUUCAGAACAGAUUCAGGAUAUUGCCAUUCUUGUCUUGAAGCCUCAAUGCCAAGUUGAUGGUCUUGUGAUAUCAAACACUAGUACCUCGCGUUAUGAUGACUUAGAAAAAGAUCUAGCUAAAGAAGCAGGAGGACUAUCCGGCGCACCUAUUUCUAAAGCUUCAACUUCGAUGAUCGCAACCAUGUAUAAGCUUACAAAAGGUCAGAUUCCUAUAAUCGGUGUAGGAGGAGUUUUUACUGGUGAAGAUGCUCUCGAGAAAAUCAAAGCUGGAGCGAGCCUGAUACAGCUUUACACUGCCUACGUGUACCAUGGGCCUCCGAGAAUAACUCGACUCAAAAAAGAACUAACGGAACUACUGGAGAAAGAAGGAUUUAAGAGUAUCAGCGAAGCAGUCGGCGCUGAUAAUAAAUUAUUUUUAUCCGAUGUCAAAGAGGCACAAAAUACAAAGGUCGAUCCACACUGAAAUUUCAUCAUAAUUUGUACCUCCAAUUGCAUUUUCUAUUUUGUUAUUCAACAUAUUGAAAUUACAACUUAUUUUGUAUAGUGUUUCUAUCGAGUUUUUGUUUGUAUAGUGUUACUUUAUACUAAAAGAGUUUAUUUUGUCGAGGAUUUUUAUUAAUAAAUUGUUACUUCUAAAUAAAAGUGUUAACAAUUA